GUGCGUGAUGACGUCUAACAGAGUGACAGCUGAGCGGAGGCACCGGGGACGUGUGAGUGACAGUCCUGCGCUGCUCUACCGGGAUCCGUGCACAAUGCCGGGGCCAGACCAGCACCGUGCCCGCCUCCUGCAGCCCUGAUACACUCACACACAGCCAGGACCUGUUCUACUCAGCGAAACCUACAUUGCCUGGGGGAGGUAUUUCAGUCAUUCCCCAGCGAUGGGGCAGCAAAUCUCCGGCCAGACAGUGAUGAACAAGCUCCCUGAGAAAGUGGUCAAGCACGUGACCCUUGUGCGUGAGAGUGGCUUCCUGACGUAUGAGGAGUUCCUAGGACGGGUCGCUGAGCUCAACGAUGUAACAGCUAAGCUGGCCGUGGGACAGGACAAACAUCUCCUGUUUGAAGUACAGCCAGGAUCUGACUCCUCGGCUCUGUGGAAAGUGGUUGUGCGCGUUUUGUGUACAAAGAUUAAUAAAACCAGCGGCAUUGUGGAGGUGUCAAGAAUCAUGAAUCUCUACCAGUUCAUCCAGCUUUACAAAGACAUCACCAGUCACGCGAGUGGCGUGUUUGCCCAGAGCUGCGCAGCUGCAGAGGAGAACGCAGAGAGCUUGCCGUCCAUGUCUUCCUGCCAGGCCAGCAUCUUAAUGGGGAGGGUCAAGCAGCUGACGGAUGAGGAAGAGUGCUGCAUCUGUAUGGACGGCCGUGCUGAUGUCAUCUUGCCUUGCGCUCACAGCUUCUGCCAGAAGUGCAUUGACAAAUGGAGUGAUCGCAUCCGAAACUGCCCCAUCUGCCGCCUACAGGUGACCGGGGUGAAUGACUCGUGGUUGGUGUCUGAUGCCCCCACACAAGAUGAUGUGGCCAGCUACAUUCUGAAUUUGGCUGACGAGGUGGGACAGCCUAACGACACUUUCUUCUGACCACUUGGGAACGGUCCCCGCCCGCGAUGGGCUGUGGCCCCCUAAAGAGCCCCUCGCUGUUUUUAUGUUGUGUGUUCAAGUGUUUUAUUUGCUUAAAAUGGUGUCGGUGGACUUUCAGCGUUAGGAUAGAGAGCAAUACACUGGUGACAAGCUAUUUUCAUGAUGACUAAUGAGAGAAUAAUCUAUUUUAUCUACCCACAGUUGUGCUUCUAAUUUAUUGUGUAUAAUCUGCACUUACUAAUGUAGGAAAAUGCUUUGUCUUCUUUUGCACUUGUGAAUACUGUAUAUAUUUUCAGCUUCUUAAGAUAUAAGGGGUUUAUACUAAUGGACUGUUAAUGAAUCUGUUUUAAUUUUAUGCUUUCAACAAAAGGUGAAACCAAUCCAUUCUUCAUUGUAUGUUUCAUGGCGUUUUGCAGUCCUGCUGCGGAAACGUUAGUCUAAGCAGACGUCGUUCACUAACUAUUUAUUCACUUUUUUUCUUUUUCUUUGUAAAGAUAAUUAAAUCCGAUUUAGACACCGUGGGCCAAUCCAGGCGCGGGAUGUAAUGAACUCCGAAAUCGGCGGCCGUGCAGGAAGCCGGCAGAACUCGUCUGUUUUUUUUUUAAAGGAGCAAUCGUGUAGAAGCAUGGUUUAGCCUUGGACACGAUUGCCCCUUUAAAAAAACUUCCGCGUUCAGGCAUUCCGCACAGCCGCCAAAUUCGGACUUCAUUACAUCCCGGGCCAAGUGUUGGGGCGCUACAAACACUGGCAGUUAAGUAGUAAAUGUUUUUCAGGUUUAUUGGAAAUGUAGGAAUUCUACUUUUGUGUGGAAACGAUUUUUAAUACAUUUGUGCUUUUAUUAAUAUGAAUGAGUACUGCUGUAUAAUUGUUGUAAUGUGGAGCCCAGCACAAUAUUUACUCCACCCAAAAAUGAUUGAAAUCGUAACCUUUAAUGUAAAUGUUUCCUUGUACAGAAUAGGUUGCAGCUGUGACCUUAUAUAAGCUGUGGAAAUAAUAUAAUACUGCAUCUGUCUCAAUGAGAAACGUAUAGCUCUGCGGGUUCUUCAGGGUAUGACGACUUCCGUAUGUGACUGCGCAUGAUAAAGAGACGUUGUUGGCUGAAACUCAUUAGGGGAAAGAUGUACUAAGCUGUGGAGAGAGAUAUAGGGGUAUAUGCAAUUAGCGGCAAAUUAUCGGCCGUUUUUCAAUUCGACACAAUUCGACAGGCUAAUUUCGGCAAGUGGGUGCCGAAAUUGACCAUAUGCAAUAAAAAACGGAUUCGACAGUCCCGCUGCCGAAAAACGGCCGAUUUGACGGAUUUGUUCCGUUUUUUUGAAGCCCUUGGAUGGGGGGGGGGGCAGCCUCGGGCUUCACCCCUGGACCUUGGGUGGCUGGGGGGGGGACCCCUUGAUUGAAGGGGUCCCCACUCCCAAAGGGUACCCCGGCCAGGGGUGACUAGUUGGAUAUUUAAUGCUACGGCCGCAGGGCAUUGUAUAAAAGUGACCCCUGGCUGUGGCAUUAUUUGUCCAGCUAGUGGAGCCCGAUGCUGGUGUAAAAAAUACGGGGGACCCCUACUCUUUUUGUCCCCCGUUUUUUUUUGCACCAGGCGUAGAGCCCGGUGCUGGUUUUAAAAAUACGGGGGAUCCCCUGUCCAUUUUUCCCCCGGAUUUUUAGAACCAGGACCGGCUCGAAGAGCCCGAGGCUGGUUAUGCUUUGGAGGGGGGACCCCACGCCAUUUUUUUCCGGGAUUUUACCAUUCCAUCUAAAAAAAUAUAUAUAUAUUUUUAAAAAUAUAUAAAUAAUACUUGUGCCUCCCAAAAAGACAAACCAAGUACCUACUCCCUUCUAAUAUAAAUAGAUAUGCUAUUACCAAUAAAAAAAAACACCAAAAAAAACAUGUUUUAAAUUUUUUUUAUUAGUUUCACCCACCAAAGUGUGACGGAUUGAAAAUGACGAAUUUACUGUCUAAAAGCACUGUUGUCAAAUUUCCAAACUUCAAUUGAAUAUACUUUUGUCGAAUUGCCGCAUUUGUACCAUUGCAGAAAAGUCGAAUUUGACAAAAGUCGAAUUUGGAAAGUCCGUUUUUUUGACGGAAAGUACUGUAUUGCAUUGUCGAUUUUUUUUUUUUUGGCGAAAAAGUCCAGUUUUUCGACAAUUUCGGGAAUUCGACCGCAAUUGCAUAUACCCCAAAGUAUCAGCCAAUCCGCUCCUAUGUUACAGACUGAGUUUGAAAAAUGCUGAUCGGCUGGUACUUUAUCUCCAUGGCUUAGUACAUAUGCCCCUGUCACCUUUUCCUUACCUGAUGUAACAGAGAGAGUCUGUAUCCCGUUACCCUAUAUAAUAAGCUGGAUUUCAGAAGAAAACAUUGAUGUCCGUGUAAGUAAUUGGCCCAAAAUGCGGCCCACAGUGUUGGCAGAUGGGUUACCCAGAGGUACCUUAGGGCAGGCAUGUCCAAACUGCGGCCCUCCAGCUGUUGUGAAACUACACAUCCCAGCAUGCCCGUACACAGUUUUGCUGUAAGAGAAUGCUAAUGCUGUGUCAGGGCAUGCGGGGAUGUGUAGUUUCUCAACAGCUGGAGGGCCGCAGUUUGGACAUGCCUGCCUUAGGGUGUACACCUCCACAAGCGAUAAUAAAUAAAUGUAUGAAUUGCACAAAUAUAUAUAUAUAUAUAUAUAUACACUAAGAUGUUCCGAGGAGCCCUGCACAGACGAGGCAGCCACCCAGUGAGCUUAUCUAACGUCCUAUGACACUACACAUCAUGCCGCUAUGCUGUCACUGCUUCCUGGUGAGCUCAUUGGCUGCCUCUGCCGUGUGCAGGUACCAAAUAAUUUCAGCAGUAAAAUGUAGCCUAACUCUUUUCUUUUGUGUAACAUGUUACAUGUUGGUUAUAGUCUUAGUAAUGUUUGUUUUGUCCCCCCAUCUGUGCGUCCUGUGCAGCGUUGCCUUGGCUAUAGGCUAAUAGAAAUGUAUUUAUUUGCAUGAAGCCUUUGAAAGAGGAACGUUGAGCAGCCCUCGCUGCAUUACUUUUGUUGAUUAGGCAGAAACUAUCAUUGGGGAUAUUCUGUAACAGUGGAGGAACCUGAAAUGUUCUUUGUUGGAGUGAUGACUGGUCUAUUAAAGGGUCUCUCCUCUUUCUAAUGGGAAGGGGGAGGCGAUGGCAGUACAGGUGGCUUGAAGGACAAUCCAUUCCCAUGUACAAUCCACUCCUCUUAUAGAAUAUCCCAAUGUGCUUCGUUUUUGUUUUUUUUAUGUUUAAAAAUAAAAACAAACGUUGAAACAA
Pseudophryne corroboree (corroboree frog) is the source of this 4175-nucleotide messenger RNA. RefSeq names its product ring finger protein 141 (gene RNF141). The transcript is spliced from 6 exons. Gene Ontology annotation, biological process: protein autoubiquitination. The coding region runs from base 221 to 916 and encodes 231 amino acids. Lineage: Eukaryota; Metazoa; Chordata; Amphibia; Anura; Myobatrachidae. The record is from RefSeq and is a predicted model, not a curated record. Gene Ontology annotation, molecular function: ubiquitin-protein transferase activity.